UUAUCGUCCAAUAGGACUGUGGGGGAAAGACUACAUCUGCUCGGGCUGGGCUGAGUAAACACAUUUUAGCUACAGAAGUGGCACAUUUACAGAACAAAUCCUACAAGAAUUGGAAAUAAGAGCAAUAGAUUUCGACAUGUGGUUGAGUCUGCUGCUAGCUUUAGUAGUCACACAGACUGCUACGUCUAGAACCCGAGAAUGGGCUCAUCAUGGGGCUUCCAUGUUUGCUGAUCUCUCCCCUAAAGAAAUGAUGGCUGUAAGAGGUUAUCUCCACUCCUGCAGUGAGCUAGGCCUUAUUUCAUCAAAAGACAAGUCUCUUAAAAAGAACAGCAUCCUUCUGAUAGAACUACAUGUUCCUCAAAAGCAUGAGGCCCUCCGCGCACUAGACAGGGGGCAGGCAAAACCAACCCGUCGUGCUCGAGCAGUGAUACAAUUUGCUAACCAGGCCCAACCUAAUAUAACAGAAUACAUUGUUGGUCCAUUGCCUUUUCCAAAUUCCCAUCAGCUCAAGACCUUUAAAGGUAAUCGACCCAUCAACUUUGCGUCCAGGCCAAUCACAACUGUAGAAUAUGAGCAUUUAGAUAAAAUCUUAAAAAACGUUGGAAAGCAAGUAAAUAAAAUUCUGUAUGAGAGCAUAGGCUUUACAUAUGGAAACUGCACCGAUCGAUGCUUAACCUUCUCAGACAUUGCUCCUCGUGGACUUGAAGUGGGAGAGAGAAGAACGUGGAUCAUGCUGCAGAAAUUUGUCGAGGGGUUCUUCAUUCAUCCUGUGGGUUUUGAGAUUCUUAUCAACCACGUUGACUUGGAUCCAGAGAAAUGGACUGUGGAAAAAGUGUGGUACAAUGAACAAUACUUUGACAGCGUCGAGGAACUGGUGGAGAAGUACGAGAAGGGAGAAAUCUCUAAAAUCAAACUGCCUGAGCAUGAUGAAAAUGAUCUAUUUUCCACAUACAUUCCUCGAGGUCACAGCAACACUCGCACAGAUAUCCACGGACCAAAGUUUGUGGAGCCUCAAGGCCCGAGAUAUCAAGUCGAAAAAAACUUUGUGGAGUACGCUGGAUGGUCUUUUGCAUACCGUGUCCGCUCAUCAGCUGGUCUGCAGAUAUUUGACUUGCGUUUUAAUGGUGAGAGAAUUGCCUAUGAGAUCAGCCUGCAAGAAGCUAUCGCAUUCUACUCUGGGGACACACCAGCUGGAAUGCAAACAAAAUACAUAGAUGCUGGCUGGGCCAUGGGAACCUCAGAUUUUGAACUUGCACCAGGUAUCGACUGUCCUGAAAUCGCCACUUUUGUGGACCUGUACCAUUUCUACGAUACAGACAAACCUGUCAGAUAUAAGAAUGCAUUGUGUAUUUUUGAGAUGACAACAGGCAUGCCUCUUAGAAGACACUUUAACAGCAACUUCAAAGGAAGCUACAAUUUCUUUGGGGGUCUUGAAAACCAUGUACUUGUAAUAAGAACCACAUCCACUGUUUACAACUAUGACUACAUUUGGGACUUCCUGUUCUAUCAGAAUGGAGUAAUGGAGUCUCGAGUUAGUGCCACGGGGUACAUUCAUGCAACAUACUUUACAGAAAAUGGACUGAACUACGGAACCAAGGUUUACAACUAUGUUCUUGGAAAUAUACAUACACAUCUUGUUCAUUACAAAGUGGAUCUGGACAUUGCAGGGCGUGACAACAGUUUUGAGUCCAUAAACCUGAAAUAUGUCAACUUCACCAACCCUUGGAGUAAACAUCAUACCAUCAAACAAUCCACUCUCUCCAGGACGCAACAUGAAACAGAACGCAGUGCUGCCUUCCGCUUUGGAAAAAAAUUUCCUCGCUAUUUGCACUUCUACAACCCCAAUCAAAAGAACAAGUGGGGGCAUCAGAAGGGUUACCGCAUUCAGUUUAACUCACAUGCCCAUAGUGUACUGCCUCGGGGCUGGAGGGAGGAGAAUGGUAUUACAUGGUCAAGAUAUCCUCUGGCUGUAACUAGACAUAAGGAUAGUGAGUCCACCAGCAGUAGCAUAUAUACCCAGAAUGACCCAUGGGAACCUGUUGUUUCAUUUGAGGACUACAUCCGCAACAAUGAAAACAUUGUAAAUCAGGAUUUGGUUGCCUGGGUUACCGUGGGUUUCUUACACAUUCCUCAUUCAGAAGACAUUCCCAACACAGCAACCCCCGGAAACUCUGUAGGAUUCUUCCUACGUCCGUUUAACUUUUUCAAUGAAGACCCCUCACUGUCUUCUCUAAACACAGUCAUCGUGCGACCAGAUAAUGAGGGUAAACCAAAAGUUCAGAGAUGGACUCCAGAGAUUGUUGGUCACUGUGUCUCAGACAAGCCUUUCUUCUACAAUGGCACAUAUGGUGUAGUCUAGAAUCAUGUUGUAAAAAGUGUAUAUUAGUUUAGCUUGAAGGCAAAGCAAAACCUAAUAAGGAAUUGUACACUAGCUUUCCACAUUGCAUUCAAAUAUGCAACAUACUUAGAUAUAAAGACUCUAAACUAUUUGUGUAAAUAUAAAGGUUUGACACAACCUUAAUAUUGCCUUUUAUAAAUAUCUAUGUACUGCAAGCACUUCAGUUUUGAAGUAACCUUUUAAACUGUAUUAAAAUUUAUAUCGUGUCCAUUUCUGGCUUUUUAUUUUAUUUUUAACAUAAAACGAAAAUGGCUGGUUGCCAUUAAGUAAUUUUAUUUUUAAGUGGCUAUUUUGUUAAUUUUGGAUGUCAUAUAAAUGCCAAGCUCUUUAGAGAUAUCUCAUACUGAAAAAAAUAUAUGCGUAUCCAUGGUCUGGAUUUAUGUUCCAAGAACAUCCAGGAAGCAGGAUGCUCCAUCCGCCAGAUUAUGCAUCUCAGCAGUCCUAAGUAGCUGGAGUUUAGUCAAAGAAAAGGCUUCUUAGGCAAAUGAUCCUGAUCCCUCUCAGUAAACACUCUCACACUACAGAACUCACCUGCAGGGUCACCAGGGGUAACGUGUAAUGAGAAAAAGGAAGAAGGGGAAAGAGAGACUUUUUCUUGUUUGCAUCUUAUUUCACAAGAAUGAUACAAAACAAUACAAUAAACACAAGUUGAAGUGGUGUAUAAUUUAGUAUGAACAUUAAAUAUGUUUAAAGCAGUUUAGUGAUUAUCAAAUGAUAUAAACUAUAUACAUUAUAGCAUUAUAACUAUACUUAAAAUCAAUAAUAAAAAGCUUUAUUUAUAUAGUACUUUAUUUUCAUCGUAAAAUCUCAUUGUGUAAAAAGUAUUUUAAAUGUGCUUUACUAUUAAAUUACUGUAAAUUAGCCUAAUCUGCAUGUUUUUGAAUGCUGGGAGGAAACCGGAGUACGAGGAGGAGACCCACCAAGCAUGAGGAGAACAUGCAAACUCCACGUAUACAGACCUGAAGAUGGGACAUAAACCCUCAACCCUACUUAACAAAUAAACAAAUAUUCUCACUGGACACUUUAAUAAGAAUACCUGUAGACCUGAUUAUUCAAACAAUAAGGUAAUUUUUGUUUGUUUGUUUGUUUGUUUGUUUGUUUGUUUGUUUGUCAGUCAAACCAAUCCAUCUGGCACCAACCACCAUGUCACAGUCAAAGUCAAGGAGAUCACAUUUCUCCCCCAUUUGGAUGUUGACUGAGUCAAGCGCUCUACAUUAAUUGUAUAAUUUUAGUUAAAUGUGCACUGCUGCCGCCCUAAUUAGAAAACUGCAUAAAUGUUUAAAACAUGUUGUCAUCUGUCCUGUGUCAUUUCCUUAAUUUGCUUUUGAUUCUGUAAAGUUUCACUGCAACAAUGUUGCAAUAUGUAAAUAAGAGCUAUAUAAAUAAAAAUUGAAUUGAAUUGAA
Molecule: messenger RNA, 3802 nt
Organism: Clarias gariepinus (North African catfish)
Lineage: Eukaryota; Metazoa; Chordata; Actinopteri; Siluriformes; Clariidae
Gene: aoc1
Product: amine oxidase copper containing 1
Exons: 5
Coding region: 137-2359 (740 amino acids)
Biological process (GO): response to antibiotic; amine metabolic process
Cellular component (GO): plasma membrane
Molecular function (GO): diamine oxidase activity; quinone binding; copper ion binding
Source: RefSeq, a predicted model, not a curated record